AUGCAUCUGACUAGCCGGCAGCAUCCAGGCUUGAAUAACAAAUCAUGGGAUAAUGUGUUCCACAUGCCAGAGAUUCCAGACCUAUGCAGGGGAAAUAUCAGGAAGGAAUACCAAGAAUUUACUCUUGAGCAGCUAGACCAUGGACCAGUCUUCACGUCUUCAGAAAUUAACUGGCAACAACUGGUGGAGGAAAUGCUGGGUCAUGAGAUCACCAACCCGGCAGAUGUCAAGGUUCAGGUCUACUUCCACGAACAACUCGAUGAAAUCGUCACAGAAAUAUCUGAAGAGUACAGGUCAGUUCUUUGCUUCAUAUACUGCCUGGCUAUCAGCACUUUACCUGAUAUACUGCCUGGCUAUCAGUUCUUUACCUGA
Molecule: messenger RNA, 372 nt
Organism: Cherax quadricarinatus
Lineage: Eukaryota; Metazoa; Arthropoda; Malacostraca; Decapoda; Parastacidae
Source: RefSeq, a predicted model, not a curated record